UUUUUUUUUGUUUUAUUACUAAUUUAAAAAGGUAUACGCCAUGUUCGUACCUUCUAUUGAUCUUUCUGAUCCUUCACAGGCUCCCCUUUAUUCUUCAUUGGCUUAUUUUUCUUCUGUCAUUCUUCAAAACGGCCAUGUUGAUCAAAUCAAAUCGCUCAUUAACCAAACUGGUUCUACAUUCUAUUGGGCACCCGCCAAGUCUCUCGAAGAAGCUAUUCAACUUUGGGAUAUUGGUGUCCUCAAGGUCAUAUUUGAAUUAGAUCUCUAUACUCAAAUCAAGUCUGAACUUGAUGGUCUUGUUACUAGUGAUCGUGUAGCAGUUCAUGCUCAAUCAACUGCCAAUUUGGCCGAUGCUCAAGAAUCUGUUUCUACUUAUAUUUUAUCUGCUGACGCUGAAACGGAUAUCGAAUCUGUCAAAGCUUGGGCUACUUUUACUAAGGAUUCCUUACUGAAGCCUCAGGGUGGUUGUGUUACUACAGUAUUAGAAUUAACAAAUCCUACUAUUGAUAAAAUUGCUGAAUUGGGUAAGGAUCAUAUUGACGUAGUUGUACCCGCUUGUCGUCUUACAACAGCUGAUAACAACGAUCAAUUGAAUAUUGCCGAGGCAUUUUUGGCUACUGCCAAAACGGAUCGUCCUGAUGGUCUCUAUACGACUUUGGUCGUUGAUGAAUUUAACAAGGCCUUGGGAAUUGUUUACUCUAGUAAGGCAAGUGUAGCUGAGGCCAUUCGAUUGGGUCAAGGUGUUUAUCAAAGUCGUGGUCGUGGACUUUGGCAUAAGGGUUUGACAUCUGGUGCUACACAAACCUUAAAGCAUAUUGAUUAUGAUUGUGAUGGUGAUGCUUUACGUUUUGUUGUUGAGCAACACGGUGCUGGCUUUUGUCAUUUGAAUACACGCACAUGUUUUGGUGCUGAUUCAGGUAUUUCAGCACUUGAAAAGACACUCAAAGCUCGCAAGGUGAAUGCCCCCGAGGGUUCAUAUACAGCACGUUUGUUCAAUGAUUCAAAGUUAUUAUCUGCUAAAAUUAUGGAAGAAGCGGAUGAACUUUGUCAAGCUGUUACUAAAGACGAUGUUGCAUGGGAAGCUGCUGAUUUAAUCUAUUUUGCUCUCACUAAAUGCGUCUCUGCUGGCGUUUCACUUGCUGAUAUUGAAGCUAAUUUAAAUAAGAAGGCUAGAAAGGUCACACGUCGUCCUGGUAAUGCCAAACCUCAAUGGCAAGUACAAAAUGCAAAUACAACCGCAAGUGCAGUUGCUACAAGUACCACGACGACUUCAUCUGUAGCUGCUAAUAGAGUCGACCCUAUUGAAUCUACAGAUCGUAUUGAGAUGAUGAAGUUUACAUUAGAUGAUAUCACUGAAGAAAAGCGUCGUGAACUCUUAUUACGUCCUAUUAUUGAUUCAACUGAAAUUAUCAACCGUGUCACACCUAUCAUGCAACAAGUACGUCAAGGUGGUGAUUCAGCUGUUCUUAAUUUCACACGUCAAUUUGAUCGUGUCGAAUUAGAUUCUGUUACUAUCAAGGCACCUUUUGAUCCUGCUGCUAUGGAAAUUGAUCCUAUCACAAAACGUGCUAUUGAUCAUGCUUACGAUAAUAUUUAUAAAUUCCAUGAAGCUCAAUUAGAAAAGGAAACAUUGGUUGUCGAAACAAUGCCUGGUGUUGUUUGUUCAAGAUUUUCAAGACCUAUUGAGCGUGUUGGUUUGUAUGUACCGGGUGGUACUGCUGUCUUGCCAUCUACUACCCUCAUGUUGGGUAUUCCAGCCAAGGUGGCAGGAUGUAAAGAGAUCGUGGUUGCCACACCACCUAGAGCAGAUGGUUCUAUUGUUCCUGAAGUUUUAUAUGUAGCUCAUAAAAUCGGUGCCUCUCAUGUUGUUAAAGCAGGUGGUGCUCAAGCUGUGGCCGCUAUGGCAUACGGUACCGAAACAGUGCCUAAGGUCGACAAGAUCUUUGGUCCUGGUAACCAAUAUGUUACUGCUGCUAAGAUGGUUGCACAAAACGAUACAUCCUGCUUGGUCUCCAUCGAUAUGCCAGCUGGCCCCUCUGAAGUCCUUGUGAUUGCCGAUAUGACCUCUAACCCUGCUUACGUAGCUGCUGAUCUUUUGUCACAAGCUGAACACGGUGCUGAUUCUCAAGUUGUCUUGUUGGCUGUUGAUCUUACAGAUGAGCACAUGAAGCAAAUUGAAGAAGAAGUUCACAAUCAAGCCAUUGCCUUACCUCGUUGUGACAUUAUUCGUAAAUCCAUUCCUCACUCAUAUAGUUUACGUGUCAAGACACUUGAAGAAGCUAUGAGAUUUAGUAAUGAUUAUGCACCUGAGCACUUGAUUUUGCAUCUUGAAAAUGCCUCCAAGGUUUUGGACUUGGUAGAUAACGCAGGCUCUGUCUUCGUAGGUCCUUAUUCACCCGAAAGCUUUGGUGAUUAUGCUUCUGGUACAAACCAUACCUUACCCACCUAUGGUUACGCACGUAUGUAUUCUGGUGUCAACACAAAUGGUUUCGUCAAACAUAUUACAUCACAAGAAUGUACAGCUCAAGGCAUGAAUGAUUUGGCAGAUACAGUGAUGCGUUUGGCAGAAAUCGAAGGUUUGGGAGCCCACCGUAAUGCUGUUGCUGUGCGUGUCAAAGAUAUCAGAAAAUAAGUGUAUCAUUCUUAAAAACUGAAUAAAAGAGCAAACUUGUAGUUUUUUUUUUAUUAGU
Cokeromyces recurvatus is the source of this 2690-nucleotide messenger RNA. RefSeq names its product histidinol dehydrogenase-domain-containing protein. Gene Ontology annotation, molecular function: NAD binding; histidinol dehydrogenase activity; metal ion binding. Bases 41 to 2632 code for a protein of 863 amino acids. NCBI's taxonomy places the organism in Eukaryota, Fungi, Mucoromycota, Mucoromycetes, Mucorales, Mucoraceae. The transcript has 2 exons. Gene Ontology annotation, cellular component: cytoplasm. The record is from RefSeq and is a predicted model, not a curated record. Gene Ontology annotation, biological process: L-histidine biosynthetic process.